Messenger RNA from Onychostoma macrolepis, 3080 nucleotides. It is a transcript of the gene pparaa, whose product is annotated as peroxisome proliferator-activated receptor alpha a. Gene Ontology annotation, biological process: positive regulation of transcription by RNA polymerase II; regulation of lipid metabolic process; negative regulation of transcription by RNA polymerase II. Gene Ontology annotation, cellular component: nucleus. The record is from RefSeq and is a predicted model, not a curated record. NCBI's taxonomy places the organism in Eukaryota, Metazoa, Chordata, Actinopteri, Cypriniformes, Cyprinidae. Gene Ontology annotation, molecular function: zinc ion binding; RNA polymerase II cis-regulatory region sequence-specific DNA binding; nuclear receptor activity.
AGCUCCUGAAUUAUUCAUACGCCUGGGCCAACGCUGCGAUCGGACUGGCUGGGACAUUAACAUGCAGCGGACACUCUGUUUGUCUGUUUGCUAACAUUCCUCAUUCAAAGACUUGUUAACUGCAAGACGGACCGACACACGCGUCUCGGGUUGCUAUUGUGGCCAGAGCCCAGUCGUCCCGGACCAAGGGACCGCAGGCAGACGGGUAGCCGAGCGCUGGAGACACGCAGCUGGGGUGGGAGGAUUGGCUUGGCCCCCCGGCCUACCUCCUUCGGUCCUUGUGCCUGCUGUGGAAAGCUCACUGCCUCUUCUUCUCCUUCUCUCUCUGUCUCUCUCUCUCUCACUCUCCUUCAACACAGGGCUGGUGAAGUGAGUAGAAAAGGCCUUCAGCACUUGUCCUGGAAUGUUUCUAUCUACAGGCACAUGUCAAUGUUAUCGGAUGGCAAACCCAGAAGGUGACUGUCUACCUUUGUCAUGUUGGUGACCUUGAUGAUUUUGAAGGAUCCCUGACUGAAGCUUUGGAGAUAGAGACUGAUGAAUGAUUCAAAGCUUGCCGUGGUCCAGCGCCAUGGUAGACAUGCCGAGCCUGUACAGUCCCUUGUCCCCGCUGGGCGAUCCAAUUCUGGACAGCCCUCUGUGUGGAGAGCUCAUUGGUGACAUGGAGGUGCUGGAGGACAUCUCACAGUCCCUCAGUGACGAUACCUUCAACUCCCUUCACGUGCUGGACUACCAGAGCAACAGCACAGCAGCAGACAGCUCAACUGGCUUAGAUGUCUUAACACCAGCGUCUAGUCCAUCCUCAGAAGUGUUUGCGUCCAGCACGGUUCAGGAUGAGAACUCCUCUGGUUCUCUGGCCCUUGAGUGUCGCGUCUGCGCCGACCGGGCCUCUGGUUUCCACUACGGAGUGCACGCCUGCGAAGGGUGCAAGGGGUUCUUCAGGAGAACCAUUCGACUCAAACUGGAGUACGACAAGUGCGAACGCAACUGCAAGAUCCAGAAAAAGAACCGCAACAAAUGUCAAUACUGCCGUUUCCGCAAGUGCCUUGCAGUGGGCAUGUCCCACAACGCUAUCCGUUUUGGGCGGAUACCCCAAUCUGAGAAGCAGAGGCUGAAAGCAGAGCAGGACGUCGGCGGGAAAGAGCAGCACGAGUCCCAGCAGCCGGACACAAAGAGUCUGGCCAGACAGAUGCAUGAAGCCUACCUCAAACACUUCCACAUGAACAAAGCCAAAGCACGCGUGUUUCUCACGGGCAAGACCAGCACUCCGCCCUUCGUCAUCCACGACAUGGACACUCUCCAGCAUGCCGAGCGGAAACUACUCACCCAGCUGCUGGGCAACGUGGCAUCCGGAGACGUCUCCACUCUGCAGGAGAGAGAAGUGGAGGCUCGGAUCUUCCUGUUCUGCCAGUACGCCUCGGUGGCGACGGUCACGGAGGUGACGGAGUUCGCCAAGGCCGUGCCUGGCUUCGCCACCCUGGACCUCAACGACCAGGUGACUCUGCUGAAAUACGGCGUGUACGAGGCGCUCUUCGCCCUGCUGGCCUCCUGCAUGAACAAAGACGGGCUGCUGGUGGCUCGCGGUGGAGGCUUCAUCACCCGCGAAUUUCUGAAGAGCCUGCGCAAGCCCUUCAGCGACAUGAUGGAGCCGAAAUUUCAGUUCGCCAUGAGAUUCAAUGCCCUAGAGCUCGACGACAGCGACCUGGCACUGUUUGUGGCCGCCAUCAUCUGCUGCGGAGACCGUCCAGGACUGAGCGACGCGUCGCAGAUCGAGCGCAUCCAGGAGAGCAUCAUCCACGCCCUGCGGCUCCACCUGUUGUCCAACCACCCCGACAACGCCUUACUCUUUCCUAAGCUGCUGCAGAAAUUGGCCGACCUGCGGCAGCUGGUGACGGAGCACGCGGAGUUGGUCCAGGAGAUCAACAAGACGGAGGACGCUUCACUCCACCCACUUCCAGGAGAUCUACAGGGACAUGUACUGACUUCGAAACGUCACCGUUCUCAGCAUACUCGAGAGAUCCCUCUGAGUUCGGGACAGGAGAUAAAGGACGCUCAGCUCAGAGGGGGAAAAAAGCCCAGCGGGAACAUCUUUACGGUGCGCACCUGCUAUCGCAUCAAGCACUGGCGGGACAUUAUAGGGAAAAACCGGUGUAAUUCUAGGCACUAACCUUUAAUCGGGCACAUACCUUUAUAAGGUCAUUGCCUAUAGUCCCGUAGAAAAGUGCUAUAGAUGCUUUUGUAAAUUUGCCAAAAAGUGGAUUACAGGUGCAGUAAAUAGAUGGCACUCAUAAUAUACGCAUUGGCUCGCUGUAAACUGGCAGUAGACCAUUAAAGUGCCAUAUUUAGCUUCACAAGCAUGUGUUUAUAGUGCGAGAGCAUAGUUGCCUUGUAUUGUUUUUGAUAAAUGUGGCCACACAGAGAUGAUGCACUGCUGCUCUCCUUCUAUGUAGUUUGAAGGGCGGGGCUUUGGAGAUUACAAGGGGCGUGGCUACCGAUCGGUCGACCUAGCUCUGCACUUUUAAACUCGAGCCGCCUCUGCCAAAUAAGCACCAGCAGUCAAGAUUUAGGACCUGGAAAAUAUAUAUAGUUGACUAUCCUGAAUAAGGGGUGAUUUUUAAUAUGUUUAAAUGCCAGAAUGAAAUGUAUAGAGAGAGAGCCAUAUAAAUCAGAUUGUUUGUUACCUCAUUUCAAAUGCUUGUACAUUGAACAUCAUUUGUAAAAUCUUUUGUAUAAAAAUAUUAUUGUACACUGUAUAGCACUCCAACUGUAAUUUUAUUGUACAAAUGUGUUAUGUGUUCUGACUUAUUACCUGUAUUUGAUUGGUAAAUUAUUGUUUUACUGAGGUUUUUUUUUUUUUUUUUAAAGAAAAAUUAAUUUUCGUAUUUUGAGCAAAAUCUACGAGUUGACGAUCCAUAAGACUUGAUCAGAAAGUGCGUUGUAGACUGUUGCAAUUUUUAAUGAAUCAUUUCAUCUUUAGUUGUGGCUUUUGGGUGCGUAAUUACUGACUGAUCUCAUCUGGUGUUUGUAGUUUGAAUUGAAAUCUAAUGUAAAUGAAAAAUGUUUCUAAAAACAGCCUGAAAUGA